This is a messenger RNA of Drosophila sechellia, 2265 nucleotides long. RefSeq names its product gamma-glutamyl hydrolase (gene l(3)72Dp). Bases 431 to 1552 code for a protein of 373 amino acids. The record is from RefSeq and is a predicted model, not a curated record. Gene Ontology annotation, biological process: tetrahydrofolylpolyglutamate metabolic process. NCBI's taxonomy places the organism in Eukaryota, Metazoa, Arthropoda, Insecta, Diptera, Drosophilidae. Gene Ontology annotation, cellular component: vacuole. The transcript has 5 exons. Gene Ontology annotation, molecular function: gamma-glutamyl-peptidase activity.
UCCCCUUCUCAUUGAGCACCCUGUGCCACGGUCACAAAACUUUGGAAAAAAUAAUAUAAUCAAUUAAUCGCAGUACUAUCUGCUGGACUGAAGUCGCCAGGGGUACACCCCCCGAAGACCCUAGAAAUACACAUCGCAAACUCAUGCCCAUUCACACAGCCUGAGCCAUUUGUAUAGGUGAGGAAAAUCGUCGCACCUUAUAUAAAUUCAAAUCGACCGGCGCCUCAGCGGAUAGUUCCUAUUAGAUGGUCACCGAGGUUGGACUCAACUGUGGAAUUGCCAAGACUUCUCGUUGGGAAAUACUUUCACAAGCCGGAAAACUUGCGGAUAAUUAAAGCAACCCUCGUAACAAGGUACUUAGGAAACUAAAGAUACUUAUUACGAAAUACCUCUAACCGAACCAAAGAAAAACGUAUUAAGAUCUAACAAAAUGAAAAAGUUCUCGAGCGGCUUGCUGAUCUUCAUCGGAGCUAUGUUGGCCGCUUCAGAGGCUGUCAUCUCAUCACCCAUCAUAGGGGUUCUGACACAGGAAGUUUACGUCGAUGGCUUGAUCUCGAGACACUUUGAUAACAAGACCAGCUAUAUAGCCGCCUCGUAUGUGAAGUAUCUCGAAGGAGCUGGAGCCCGAGUGGUGCCAAUUUGGAUCGGUCGCAAUCGCAGCUACUACGACGAUCUCAUGCGCAAGAUAAAUGGAGUCUUGUUGCCCGGUGGAGCCACUUGGUUUAAUCAGAGCAAUGGGUAUGCGGAUGCGGGCGAACACCUCAUCCACUUGGCCAUUGAACUAAACGAUCAGGGCGUCUUUAUGCCGGUGUGGGGCACUUGUCUGGGCAUGGAACUAUUGGUUUACAAGCUGGCCAACGAAACGGAACACCGCAUUAAUUGCGAAGCGACCGGUAUGGCCGUGCCAAUGGAUUUUAAAGAAGACUAUAAGAAGAGCCGCCUGUUUGCAUCCAUCAGCGAUGAUGUGGUGGACACCAUGGUCAAGGAGAAUGUGACCUAUCACUGGCAUCAGUACUGCUAUACGGAAAAAGACUUCGAGCGGGAUCUACUAAACGAAACUUGGCGUGUUAUGUCCCUUAAUCAUGACUGGAAUGGAGUUGAGUUCAUUUCCACCGUAGAGCACAUAAAGUACCCCUUCUAUGGAGUACAAUUCCAUCCGGAGAAGCCGCUGUACGAGUUUACAAAGACGAGCAUUCCCCAUACCGCAGCUGCCGUGUUAAGUGGUCAAUUCUUCGCCGAUUUCUUUGUGAGUGAGGCGAGGAAAAGUAAUCAGAGCUUUUCGAAUGCCACUGAGCAGGCCAGGACGCUCAUCUACAACUAUAAGCCGGAGUAUACUUCGAUCCUGGGCUCCUCGUACAUACAGCAAUACCUAUUUACCAAUGUUGAAAUGGAAAUACCCGAAAUUCCGGAGAUCCCUGAUGAGGGCGGUAAUAACGAUGGGGGUAGUAGCGGCGGCUAUAUUCCCAUUAUUAUACCAGGCGGUGACGGUUCUGCGACUAUGCCUUUCCUGAGUGGGUUGCUCCUGACUCUGGUUCUCUUAUCAAUUAAUUAAUUGGCUGCUUUGCUCACCAAAGUUGUGGCCAGGACUAUGAACUAUCCGUGGACUUUCAUAUUGUCAGUUCAUUUACGCACACGAUAUUUACGGGAUUAUUUCUUUCUUUAUCUUCAAGAUAUCUAUGUGAUUUCUGAUCAAAAUAGUUACUAUUAGCGUAAUAUCUGGAGAUAUUGUACUUGUUGUCAUGGGUGACUCAAUUGUUAAUUUAUUGGUUUUUGGAUGUAGUUGGCAUGAAGAGAUUAUACGCCAAGAGAUUACUUCAACUAUCAGAUACUAAUUACUCAGCACAUUUACUAAUUGCCCAUGGCUAAUUAAUUAAUAAAAUGUAGAUGGAUAAUGAUAAGAAAAACAAUAUUCUAUCUAUAAUUUAUAUCUCUUACUCGUAUGGUAAGAGGGUGUACUAGAUUCGUCGAUUCGAGCCUAUUAAGUACAUAUUAUAUGUUAAUAUAUAUUAUGUUGCUUUAUGUUAUCUUAUUGGUUGAAAUCAUAGUUUCAUCCUUACAUAUAAUAUUCUGCAAAUCUGACUUUUACAUGAAUGUGGCUUGAUUUAUGUGAAACCAACUAUAAAAAUACUUAUAAAUUAUUAUGUUAAGUUAUUUUAAGAAGCAUUUUAAAAACAAUAUCAUAUCAAUAACGCCGAUUCAAUUUCAACGGAAUUAAAACAUAGUCCAAUUUCAAAUAGGUAUUAAAAAAAUGCCUCCUCAUUGCAA